This is a messenger RNA of Peniophora sp. CBMAI 1063, 414 nucleotides long. Lineage: Eukaryota; Fungi; Basidiomycota; Agaricomycetes; Russulales; Peniophoraceae. The record is from the annotation of a GenBank genome assembly.
AUGAACGCACCCAACCGCUACGAGCUCUUUGUUCUCGACGAUGGCGAGAAGGCCGUCGAGGUAACGGAAGACACGAAGCUCACGAACGCCGCAACAAUCAAGGUUCUCAAGCAGGACCAUACUUUGGCAAAUAUGCUUCGCGCUCAGCUGCUCGCCAACCCGGCCGUCACCUUUGCUGGCUACAAGGUCCCGCACCCUCUGCAUCCCUACUUCCUCAUCAAGCUCCAGACCGACGGCUCGCUUACGCCGUCGGCGGCACUCGAGAAGGCCGCAACAGAGCUUAUUACUACGCUCAACUCGCUUGAGAAUAAGUUCAAGCGCGAGUUCAGCUUGCGCGAUGUAAACGGUGGCGCUGGAGGUGAAGAUGUGGGCGCGCCGUGGGGUGCUGGACAGAGGGAUUACAUGGACUUCUGA